AUGAAUGUACAACGACCAAGUCAGGCGUCACACCUAACUGCUGAAAUUAUAGAAGAUGAAAAGGAGAAUAUCGUCCCAUUGCAAGGGGGACGGUCGGUAUCAAAACUAGCUAAAACUUUGGCCGGCUCCCGAAGUCAAUCAAUAGACCACUUGAAAUUGAAGCUACAACAGGAACGAGAUCAACAUGAAAAGCAGCUAAAGGACCUGGAUGAGUUGCAUGAUCCCCUACAGGUCUAUUUAAACUACAUCAAUUGGACCCACCAUAAUUUUCCUCAAGGUGCCAACGCGUCUAGCGGCUUGUUUAAUCUUUUAGAACGCUGUGCCUCAAAUUUCAGAGAUAUUCCCUUAUACAAGAAUGAUCCAAGGUACUUGAAAGUGUGGCUCGAAUACAUUGAGCAUCACGAUACUCCGCGGGAUGCAUUUAUAUAUCUAGCGACAAAGAAGAUUGGAGUCGGCUUAGCACUUUUUUAUGAGGAGUUUGCUCGCCAUUUGGAAUCAAAGGGCAAGGUCGCAGAUGCCUUUGGUGUGUACGAAAUUGGAAUUCAAUACCGAGCUUAUCCCAUGAUUCGACUUGAAAAAUCUUUCCAACGAUUCAAAGACAGAGUGUCUGCAAAGCAUAUAACUGUUUCACACCCGAGUGAAGAUAUUAGGCGUGCAUUAGCGUUGAAAAAAGGAGACCAAAUUGAAGCUGCAAAUGAGGAGCAACCGUUAAAAAGGAGCAAAAUUGAUGUUUUCCAGGACAACGCAGAGUCCGAUUUGGGCUCAAUAAAACUGGCGUUUGAGAAGGAGAGUAGUGGGGACCUGCGGGUGUUGGAGUCUAGAAGCGAUCGAAUUAAGGAGAAUACCCUAGCCUCGCUGAGAUGGAGUGGGCAAAUAUUACAACAGAAGAAAAUGGGCAAUGCAGGUCCUAGUGAGAAAUUGCAUGUCUUUUGUGAUAAUCCUCCAAAUCCAAGUGGUAUACAUGGCGAUGAUGAACCCUCUUACCGAACAAUCCAGUCAGACCAAGACAGUCUGCAUGUUUAUACACACAUUGAACAUUGUGGGAAAAGACCGGAAAAACUUAUGUUGAAUUUGGAUCUUUUGUAUUCCGAAGUGGGCUCUGAAUCAAGUCCAGUGGAGAUUUUGGCCAAAAGCAGACAACUGACUAAGGUAGAAACUUCGAGUCUGUUGCAAUACAGUCAGAAACCUUCAGUUAAGGACCACAGCAAGGACACAGUGGGUCUUAACGUGACAUCGAUCGAUGAUACAUCAAGGCUACCUACCAAAGACCCCACUGUGACCAUGUUUUCCAAAAUGGCCAAGGACGAGGUGUUUGGAAUUUUCAAUCAAGCUUCGCAAACGUGUGAAAAACUUGAACUAGACGAUACACGACUCGAGGAUCCUACAUUUACGAACCUUGAUGGGUUUGUGACUGAAACAUUACCAACGGUCAAAACUAACUCAGCGCAACUUCAAGAGCCACUCAUUCCAACUCAGGUUGAUGGAAUUAAUAGCAAUUUACAGAAUGGCGAUUGUGCAAGCUCCUCCUUUCAGUUUCACCCGCCAUUGGGGGAAGAAGCUAGCUCACCACAUAGAGUUACGAUAGACCCUUUUGAUCAUGAAUUAAGGCACCUGAUUUUGCGAAAUUUGGUCAUCCCGUUGGUGUCAUAUCCGGGGUAUUUUGAGAGCUCCAACCCCACUGCAACGCAAUUCCACAGAGUUUUAGAUGCUGUCACUAACUCAAGCGCGCAAUAUAAUCCCCAUUCAUUAAUACUUGAUUGUUUCGGGAAAGAGAUGUAUUCUUUAGUCUCUUGUUUUAUUAAAAACGAAUGCUCACUUGUAUGUUUGGUUGAGUCAGAGUCUGGAUGUUUGAAAGUUUUGAAGAUUAUGCGACCAGCGAGUUCGUGGGAGUUCUUCAUAUUACGGCGUAUACGAAGGAGAAUGUUGAAGGACCUAGCUCAUGAAAAACAAUUUGUCAAAGCAGAGAGCUUAUUCAAUUUUGGCGAAGAAAGCUUCUUAGUGCUUGAGUAUUAUCCGCAGGGGAAUUUGAUGAAUGUGAUCGACCUUUUCAAGGUAAAAGGAAAACAGCUCGCUGAAUGUCUUGUAAUGUUUUUUUCGAUCAGAUUGCUUGAAGCCGUAGAAACCUUACAUGGGAUGGACAUUGUUCAUGGACUGAUAAGCCCAAAAAAUUGCAUGGUCAACUUCGUGUCCUGUGAGGACCGAAAUCUUUCUGCAUGUUUUGACCGAGAUGGUAAGUAUGGGUGGGACAGGAAGCGACUCACGUUGAUAGACUUUAGUGCAUCAAUUGAUUUGACAGAGUUUCACCAAGGUACAUACUUUUCAUCAUGCAACAGUUGUUUGGAUAGUGGGUUCGUCAAUUGGACGAAUGGACGUGGAUGGACAUUUGAGGUUGAUUAUUUUGGGCUUGCUAAAACUAUUCACGCUCUACUUUUUGGCGAAAGCUUAGGAAUCACACGUUGUGAUGACAAGGUUCAAAUACGGCAAAGUUUGUCAAGAUUUUGGCAGCCCAGGAUAUGGCAAGAGGUAUUUGAGGUUUUGUUGAAUCCUGAGGGCAAGUUAGGUUCACAUGAUAGCGUGCGUCAAUUGAGAAAAAUCAGAGGAAAGCUUGAGGCAUGGUUGGAGAGCUACGCAGAGGCUGGUGACUUGAGGGGUAUAAUUCUUUCCCUCGAGGAGGAGCUUGGCUCACAGGGGAACUAA
Lodderomyces theae is the source of this 2697-nucleotide messenger RNA. RefSeq names its product protein kinase (gene BUB1). The coding region runs from base 1 to 2697 and encodes 898 amino acids. The record is from RefSeq and is a predicted model, not a curated record. The transcript has a single exon. Gene Ontology annotation, biological process: mitotic spindle assembly checkpoint signaling; protein phosphorylation; meiotic sister chromatid cohesion, centromeric. Gene Ontology annotation, molecular function: ATP binding; protein kinase activity. Lineage: Eukaryota; Fungi; Ascomycota; Pichiomycetes; Serinales; Debaryomycetaceae.